Molecule: messenger RNA, 15123 nt
Organism: Porites lobata
Lineage: Eukaryota; Metazoa; Cnidaria; Anthozoa; Scleractinia; Poritidae
Source: the annotation of a GenBank genome assembly
AUGGGCCUUACAAAGGGCGAGGCGUUCGAAAUAUUGGAGCUUCCUUUUGGUUUGUACUUUAUUCUGUAAUUUGUUUGUUCAAAUGUUAUGAAAUCGCGUGCAGCGUGUGACAAACACAGAUCGCAGCGAGUGACAUAAACUUCUCGUGCCCUUUGCACAUUCGAAGAAAACUGUUUUCAAAGGGCAGAAAUCAUGACAGACUUGAAAAAUGGCUCAGUUUAUAAUAAUAGCCAUUAAUUUCCGCUAUCUUUGCCGUAUGUGUUUGCUCGAAACGUACGCCUAUCUUAUACUCGACCGUCAUAAUCUAGAAUAAUCCAGUUGCGUGACGAAAAUUCGAACAUUUAUUACCAUUGUUCUGUCAGAUUGUUGUCUACUUUGUUGACGAAAAAUAUUCAUUGUUUUUAACUGAUAAGAAAUUAGCGCCAUUUGUCAUGUAAAUAGAUUUGUAUUUAAAGUGUCUACUAGGUUUCAAGUUGUUUAAUUUCCGUUUUGUUUGGCUGUGACUCCAAUUAAAACAAUGAAUGUUUUUUUUAACAGGAAGCAAAAGAAUUUGUACAAUACUGAUUCGAAAACAAAACCAUAGUUUUCACCGUUACCAUAGCAUUUUCCUGUUACUUUAACUUCCUUACUCUUCACUUACAAUCAGCUUGAAUGAACUAGUGCUUUACUCUUUAGUUAACUGACAAAGUGAUUGAUUGUAAUUUCUUAUCUGUUCUAUUUGUGAUAAAUGUUAUCUAAUGAUAGAAUUUGGGUGCCAAAAGAAGGUGACUCUUGCUUUGGCAGGGUGCAAAGAGAGUCAGUUUUACAAAUGAACUACGCACUCCAUUGUCUUUGAUUAGAACUCAUUAUUAUUAUUAGAACUUAUUAUUUUCUAAUAGCUGUUUUGUAUCGUAUCAUUUUUAGGAGCAGACUACGAUGAAAUAAGAGCAAGUUAUAAACGUCUUGCCUUAAGAUGGCACCCGGACAAACAUAACAAUAGUGAAGAAGCUACCAAAGUAUGCAUCAAGCUCUCUUUUUAUAACCUAUGUCCUUUUUGCAAAUGAUAAUUUGUAAAAAAAUGGACAGAAUAUUGUGUUGUGGAUAUGCACUGUUUUUGCCCCUGUGAUCAGACUAGAUGAGAAAUCAUUGCUUUUCCUAAUAAAUCUAAACUACUUAAGAAACAUUGAUGUGUUAGAAUCAGAAUAUUAUGCUUUUGGAUUAGUGAUUCAAGAACAUUUUCUUUGCUUUGGUAAAGUAAAAUUUGUGUCAGCCUCUUGUAUGGCUAAAGUGGUAAACAUUUGGAUACAAACAUUUUUUUAGUGUGGCCAAGUUCUGAAAGGACCUCAAAUUGAUUGUGAUCGUGCUAUAAUGUGGUGGUUAUUUAAGCUUCCUGUUAUGCGCUGGCUCUCUUACUAUUUUGAAAAAAGAUUUUCUUGGCCUUAGUAGUUGAUUUAUCUUGUUAGCUUGUGAAAGCUCCAAUAACCCUAUAUAAUAUUGUUAUUCUUUUAGAAAUUUCAAGAAGUUUCCUCAGCAUACAAGAGACUAACCAGUGAAGACAGUGAUGAUGAAGUUAAUUUAACUGCCGUAAGUAAAUGUACUAAUAGCCCAAAAUUAGGCCAAAAUUAAAAAGAUUUUUUAGUUUUAAAGUUCCUAUUACAACUUCUUGCAGCAUAUUAAGUGGUUCUCAAGAUUAUUUCAUCAUUACAGUAGUGGAAGUGACUUUUGCUUUUAACAGCUGUAGAACUCGCAGAAAGGGUUGAGUUGCAGCGUGCAAAGAAAGUCGUGCCUGAUAGUGAAUUUUGCCUGUGGGCUACUGAAUUCUGUUCUUAACUUGCCUGAUGGGCAAGCGAAGUUUUUUGGGGGAGAAUUCAAAUUACAGAAGAACUGUGAUCUACCUAUCAGUCAUCACAUCAAAAAUUCUUUUUGGUUUAGUCAAAAUGACUGCGGGCUAGCGCAUGCUAGUUACAUGUACAGCUUACGCCAAGGACAAGCUGCAAAACUGACUUUCUUUGCACCCUGAGUUAUUUGUCUGUUGGAGGUAUAGUGAGUUAAUAAUGUGGAAAUGGGACAGUAGAAAGAAAGUCUCCAGAUUUUAGUUCACCAGAGGUUGUUAUUUCUGCUUUACUUUUCUAGCUACAGUGAAACCUCCAUUAAGCGGACACCUUCAGGACCUUCCCAAGUGUCCCCAUAACAGAGGGUGCCCACUUAAUAGAGGUUUGCAAAAAUUGCACAAUGUUUGUUAGCAAUUAACAUUCAUUGGUUACUCCAUACUGUGAUAAAGUUACAUGUUUUUAAAAAUUCGCCAAAGAAGGAUCUGAUGGUGAAUAGCUGUGAUAUAUUUUGUGUAAGACUUUUACAUGAACUUUGAUUGUGGAUGACAAUCAUAUGGUUCGAUAAUUAUCGGUCUAAUCUACAGUUUAUUGACAGCUAAGUGUAUGAAUUUAUCUUUAUUAAUGGACGACAGUACGUAUUUUAAGGACGUAAUCCAAUACUACUUUUGUCAGCUCAUUUCGGUGUCCCUUAAUAGAGGUUUUUAACAAUAGAAAUUAGCCAAGUAACAAUUUAUUUUAGUGUCCACAUCCACUUAAUAGAGGUGUCAGCUGAAUAGAGGUUCGUUGUUAAGGGGAAUAUAAGACUUUAAUUUCGGGACCCAGCUUUGAGUCCACAUAUUUGGGGGUCCGCAAAAUAGAGGUUUCAGUGUAUUUACAGAUGACUUAUGUCUUUUUAGAAGUGACUGUAAUGAACAAAGUACAGUGUAAUUAAGGAUCACUUGGAUAACCUUAUUAGCUACGUUUGCAUACUAAAAGCAAACAUAUCUGUGUGCCACUGAUUUUAUCAAGUAAAAUAUGUACACUUCUUUCAACUUACACUUGCAGGCAGAUAUGUUUGACCUCUUUGCCCACAUUUUCUUUCACCGAAAUGGUAAGUCUUUAUUGCCAUCAUUCUGCUGCCAAUGAAUAUAUUUUAAAACUUCAGCCUGUUUUUGAUACUGUAUAUUAUCUUAUUGUAACUGUCUGGUAGUUCUUGUACCAUCUCUGGUGUUAUCUAACUGUUGAAUCACUUAAUCAGUGCUUGACAUUAAUAGUUGCUAACCUGCUAGGGCAACUUAAAGUUUCAUCAGGCAGGGAAGUUUGGAAACUUAGUUGCAUAGUUCAGCAACCAGGGCUCAAAAAAUUCCUGAACGAUUUUGUUUAUUUUUUUAAGUGGACUAUGAAAAAAAAAUGGUUUAAUUUUUAGUUACUUGUUAAGUCAUUGCAGAAAUUACAGGUAUUUCAAUUCAUUGGUUCUUUUAAUUCUCCAAGGAGCCACAUGAACUCUGCAAAUAUUCAUCACAGAAUUAGCUUUCAUUUUGUUUGUCUCUGCCGAAUGUUUUGGGCAAUUACAAUAUUCUUCCAUGGGCAACUAAAAUAGAGGUUUUGGGCAACUAAAGUUCACUAGAUGAUGGGAGACAAUAUUAUUAAAUCACCUGUUAGUUUUGUACGCCAGGUUAGUUAUCAAGUUCUUACUGUAGUUGUAAACAUAAUCACAGUAUAUUAUCUGUAAGGUUAAAAACUUGUGUUUUUAUUUUUUUAUGUAGGAAUGUUCGGCUGCUACCCUUCAAUGUAUGACUCAGAUGACAGUUACUAUAGUGAUGAAGAUGAUGAUGACGAUGAUGAAGUAGACGACGAAGUUCUUCAAAGUAUAGCUCGUAGGCUAAGAAAAAAAUAUGAAAGAAAAGUCACAGAAAAAGAUACAGGUAUGCAAGUUAGGUAGUUUUCAAGUGGCUGAUUGAAGAGAGAGACUUUGUUUAAUAGCCCAGGUUUGAUAUAUUAAACUUCUCACACGACUCUGAGGCUUAAGAGACAAAAUUGCAAAUUUUUCACAAAUCUAAUGUUUCGUAAUUCCGAGAGGAGACUUGAGUACAAAGAAAAACAAACCAAAUGUAGAAAAAUGACCAGAAAGUCUCUGAGACAUGUUAGAGUUUUGAAUGUGGGCUAUUUGUUACCACAUUUCUUGUAAUUUUUCUCUGCAAAAGUUUUGUACAUGAUAUACUGUAUUUAUUCGGCUAUAAGCAGAGACCCUAAACUUUGAACAGGUAGAAUCAGCAUGACCAAGAACGAAAAUGACUCGAAAACACCUGGCUAUAAGCCAAGACCCAUGCGUUACAUGACUUUUUACUACAGUAACACCUAACAUUUUUAAAAAAAAUGUAACCUUCUUCAGGACAAUGUACACUAAUGCUUUUCCGUUAAACAGGCAAAAACUAACGACUGAUAAAGCAUUUUUUCAAUGGUUUGAUUAAUGCUUUUAACAGGUGGGCAAAAAUUUCUAAUGGCUUUGGAAAGUAUUCAAACAGAUUGCCGAUUUCCUUAACAGGUUGACUCAAAACGACAUAAACCCGCUCACAUGAUCAAAGUUUUAAAUGAUGGUUUUUUUGCUGCUAACAGUCUUUCCUCAUGUCAUCAAUGAUUAUUCUUGAAAUGGUCACUGAAAUUGCCUUUCAAUCAAAACAAACUGCAGUUCGCAUUGUGUUUAUCUGUGCUUAGUAACCAGGCAGAUGUUUCGAAGCACAUGUUUGACAAAACUUGGUCAAUUAUUUACACAUUUCAUGAGAUCUUUCAUUAAUUUGUUCUAGUCCUUCCCUUGUAGUAAAAAGCUUACUAAUGUGUAAUUUUAAUACUGUGAGACAUGUUUUUGUUAGAUAUCUUGACAAUGUGGGACUCAAUUUCUGAGCUUAGCUAACUUAUCAUUCAGGUUCGUAGUUACGCGAUUGAGUUGAUCUUUUGCUGCUAUUUGUUUUUUUUUUUUAAGCUUAAUAGCUGGGCUUCUAAGUGAAUACAACCCCAUUAUCCCCAUUUAGUAGAGUUUUACUGCGCUCGAAGGGAUUUUUUUUUUUCAAAAAUGCUUGGCUACAAGCCAAGACCCCCUCUAGGACUCAAAUUUCACUUAACUUAAGCUUUAAUUUGUGUAAAGAUCACUCGGCUUAUAGCUGAAAAAAUAUGGUGUAUAAUGGUGAGUUACCUGUACCACUGAUUGAAUAAACAUAGUUCUCUUGUGUUCAUCAGCUUUAAAAUUCACCAUCACAUAUAAAUAAUUUCCCAUAUGCCGCUAUCGACUUUCUAGUCCUAGCAGUAUGCAGGACAUUAAGUUCAUGUGACAAAUUUUGUCACAUGAACUUAGUUAAGGGGAUCAUUUUAAUGUUUCUGGGAAAUUGCCCACCUACCCCUCCCCUAAGCCAACAUUUUGUGCUAAGUGAGAAGUAAGUGUUCAUGUUGGCUUAGGGGAGGGGUAGGUGGGCCCUACCUUCAAGAAGUCCUCUGUAGUCCAGUAGUAAAGCUUCUGGACUAGUGACCAGAAGGUCAUAGGCUCAUCUCCUGUUAGGAUCGAGACCUAGGAUUUUUUAUGUCCAAGUCGCCCAUGUUGCUGACUAAAAAAACACCAUUCUCAGCUUUAUACAUAUUUUCUAUUUCAAUUUUCAAAUUCUCCCUGUCUUAUUGAUAAUUUUUGUAUGUAAAGGUAUCCUAAUGUUAUUUGAGUGAUAGCUACUUUACAUUGACCUAUCACUGUUAUCUUUUGUCUAGCUGAAAAACCAGCACAUAACUUAUCAGAGGCGGUGAGUUCAAGUGCUUUAUUUCCCUUUCUCCUCUUUUAUCAAAUCUCUUUUGCAACACAAUUGCAUCAGGCUGCGGAGUUCAAAUCAAAAAUGUUUGGUUUGCUUGAAGGAAGCAACCCUUUGCUGCAAUAAUCAAUGAUGACAUUGUAUUAGAAUGUACUGAUGCUGUUGUCUUUUAAUGAGAUACUUUUCCUCAAAGUAGAGUGGACCUUUUUGUAACCGAAAUAAUUUUCAAUUCAUCAGGAAGCCAUGAAAAAUGCUAACGAGCUUAUAGAAGAAGAAGAGAGAGACCGUAAAAAGGCAGAAAAAAGAAGAGCUAAAAAGAAGGUCUUGUUUUUAUUCUUUACCUUAUAAGAAGUCAAAGAUACAAGUUUAUAACUUUAUUGGACAUUUUGCUGAAACUUGCCUCUCUCUAGUUAAUCCUAAUUCCAACAGAAUUCUUGUACAAAGACAUCUCGAAGGCAAAUGUCUGUCUUCUGAUUUCUGAUAAGGUCUUUAUUUGCAUAAAGGUAUUAUUUUAUGAUCUGGACAUUUUUAACAUUUAUUGUUACUCAUAUCUUAUGACUAUAUAUUCAGGAUUCAGAAUUGUCAUCAAGUUACAAUAAUAUGAUUUUCAAGUAUCUAGAGAGGUUUUUCAUGAAGUUGUUUAACACUAUAAUUUUUUGCAGAGAAACAAAGAAAGAAAACGAGAAAAAGAAAGAGAGAAAAAGGCAAAGGAUGAAAAAGAAAAUAUACAGGUAUGUGUUGUAUGUUUUUGGAAUUGAUUUGAUAUCUUCUCCUCUUGGACCUGGGAAUUCAUUAGGUUGGGUUUAUUUUUGGUUCUGCCAUUUAUAUGUGAGCUAUGUUUUUUGGAAAAAGUUGAUGUACCAGCUGUUAAAAGACUCCAAAUAAAUAGUCUUGUCUUGUCUUUUGUUGGUUAUUGUUUUCAGUCCAUUCUAGUGAAGCAACCGUGAUGCAGAACACUUGCCUCUCACUAGUGUAGCCUGUAGCUGGGGUUCAAAACCUGGCAUCAAUGCCUUAUGUUGGUUGAGUUUGUUGUUGGCUCUUUCCUUUGCUCAGAGAGGUUUUUUCUCCAGGUAUUCUGGUUUUCUCUUCCUCAAAACCCAACAUUUUCAAAUUCAAAUUUGAUCUUGAUUACACGGACACAUUUAAACAAGUUCUUAAGAUCUCCUAAGUGCUUUGUGGGUAAACAAAUUACAGUUUUUUUUUCUGAAUGGUUUGUUACACCCUGACUCAGCCACCCCCUCCCCGUCCCGUGAUGUGCUGCUCAUGUUAUGAUCUGCUCUCUUUCAGGAAAAGAAUAAUAAAAAAGAAAAUACCCAAGUUAAUAAUAAAGCAUCAGCUAAAGAUGUGGAUAAGAAAAAGAAUAUGUCAACAGCUACAAACAAAACUGUAAAUAACAAUACAAAAUUAUCAAGUGGUCUCAAAGAACACUGUGUAAAUAGUUCAAAUUUACAGCAAUCUGGAAAAACAGAACAAAAUUCAUCCAAAAGGUAAGCCUUUCCAUUCUGAAAUGUUGCAAUUUCUAAGACUGUUAAUAUUUAACUGUCACUAGGUAUUGAGGAGAGAGUGUUUCACCACUCUCUCUCUCUUUGAAUUUGGUUGGAAGGUGAGAGCUAGUGUCUGUAUGUCAGAUUUAAUUCUUUCAUGUCAAGUUUAGGGGAAGUCUUGAAACCUUCAAAGAAAAGCUCGUGUGGAAUUUCGGUUGUACCAUUCCCUCUAGUAGGCUUUUUUGGGAGGUUAGGGUAAGUGGUCAAUGGGAGGUCAAUGGGGAAGCCCUACAGUACGUCCAUCAACAGACAUUCAGUGGCUGAAACUGAGGGUAAGGGGAGUGGAUUUUUGGCAAAAAUCAGUGACAUAACCAUAAUCAAGGCAGUUGGUUCGAAGAAUGUUUAUUGAAGUUGGUUAAGGACUAUUGUCAAAUUCACCAGAAGAAGAGGGUAAAGCGAGCUAAUGAUUAACUUUGGUGCCGCAUCACUGAGGCAAAGAAGUACGGAAACUGAUCUGGUUUAUCAUAUUGGUCCCCAUAGAAUGAUUCAGUCUGGUUAAAUGUGGUAGUCAGUUAAAUAAAACUAACUUAGGGUGCAUUCCUUUGAAUCAGUGAUAGAUCACACAGACCAUGGUACAUCAAAUGAACAGAUAAAUCCUUUCCCAGGGAGGAUUGGUUGGUUUCCUUGAUGUUCUAAUUGAUCCAAGUGAUUUCAGAUCACUGUUCGUGAUGCACAUCAUCUCAAUUGAAUGCAUCCUUAGACAUUUGCUAGAGUUACUGUUCUGAGUGUUGUUUUUAAAAUGUUCUCUUCAGACACGAAGAUGAGGAUUUAUCAGGUGGAGAGGUUAGGCUGUGUAAUGUUAAAAGUUGUAAACCUAGAUUAUCCAGUAUGUCUAGGUUGUACACUUUUUGCCGAAAACAAUAAUUGCAAACCACUGUAACUGGUUAUCUAAGACCAUAACUUUUUUUUGACAAUUCCCACUACUGAUUGGCAUCCCAACCAGAAAGGAGCAAAAAUUGUCAAGACUUUUCACAAAUAUAGGAACCAAGUAUCUAUACUAGCAGGGAUGUACAGUAGCUAAGAGGGGGCUACUGGCGAAUUUAACUAGCUGAAAAUGAGCUUAUCACUGUUUCAAAUUGCACUAAAAUGAAAACUGGGGAUACUUUUGAAGAUGUAGCUUGGUAAAUAUCUGACUAGACUAGUAAAUACUCCUGUGUAAGGCCUUUUCCUUAGCCACAUACAGACACCCAGCAAUGUCACUUACAGACACUUCAGGUUAACUAACUCCUAAUACUUAUCAUAUUGUGCUCUCUGUUAGGAGCCAACAUGGGAUACGUCUAGUGCUUUCUUCGCGAGAGCUGCUGGUCGCAAUCCACCCACAGUCCCUGUCUCCAACCCAGCAACAGUAAAAAAUAAUACACCUGUUACCAAUGGCCCAACAUCACAAACUGCUAAAAACAGCUCCGAUCAGAUACCACCGGCAGAACAAAUAGACCCUGUGGUACUACGCAGCAGACAAGUAGCAGGUUGGUAGGACUGUGGCUCUGAUAGUGGUUAUAGUGAACUGACGUUCUCCCGCCUUGAGACUCAAGUGCUAGUGAAUACCUGAGAUGUGAUAAGGGGACUUACCAAUAUGUUUUGGAUAAAGGGUUAAUAUGCCACAUGACAGAGCUAAAUUAUUUGUUAAUAUUUAAUUAUGGUGUUGUAAAUGAUGAUGUCAUGAUGAUGAUUCAGUGGAAGGACAUAUUUUAGGUAGCUCUUUUUCCACCAUUCCCGCUGAUCAAAUUGAUAUUAAAAUGUUGGUUUUGUGAGGAAAGAUGAGCCAGAAACCCAGGGAAAAACUGUUGGAGCAGGGUCCACAAUCAACAACUCUCAACACACAUGAAUCACUGGGCAGAGAGUUACAGUCAAAGUUGAGAGGAAUCACCAGCUUUUUGGCUCAACCAACGGCAAAUUCCAGAAGCAGAGGGUCAAAGGCCCACCUCAUGUUUGGACUGAAAUGAGGUUCAAAAGGCUAAGAAUAGAUUUUUCUAGACUGCCCCAGCCACUUAUUACAAGGAGGGUAUGGUACCACUCUUGCUCAGUUCUCCUUCAUUUCUGUUUAGUUAAAGGAAACGAGAUGGCAAACCUUGGUAAUUACCAAGCUGCUGUUGAUCUGUUUACUGAAGCUAUCAAUCUGGAUGCUAAGGACUUCAGGUUUGUUUGUACAAUUGUGUAAACAGCUGCUUCAUGACACAGUCUGUAAGUACGGUUUGCUUUUUAGUUUUAGAACGGGAGAAAAAAGGUUUUGAAAUUAAUCAGAGCUUAUGCAGUAUCUGGUUUAUUUCUGGCUUAUCGGUGGGUGUUCUUUUCUGUGGAGGCUUUGUCAUCUGUCAAUUCAAAAAGUUUAAAUCCCAUAGGCACUGGAAUUAACUCUACUUAACUGAAAUUUGUUUCAUAUUCUUAAAAAAUCCUGGUCUUGAUAAGUAAUAUUAACCUGAAGUAUGAACUGCAAUGAAAUGCUUCAGUUUUCUUUAGGAUGAAUAAAAAACAGAACCUUGCUUGCUUACAAAUGGCUGGAAUGUUUGAUUUGUUUUCUAACUUAAGCAUCUCAUGAUUCUGUUACAGAUUUUUUGGAAACCGCUCUUACUGUUAUGAUCGAAUGGGUCAGUAUGAAAAAGCACUACAGGAUGCUGAUGUCUCCAUUUCACUUGCUCCUGAUUGGCCAAAAGGGUAUUUCAGAAGAGGCAGAGCAUUAGCAGGUUUAAAGGUGCAUCAUAACAUUGUUAUGCUUGUCUGUAGUGUUGUUCUGUUGAUUUUGUACAGCAGAUCCCUAUUACAAAACCUAGUGAACUAGACUUCGUACAAGUUGACCUCUCAUAAUGUUCUUAAAAGCAAGCGAAGUGAGCUUCAAUGAGGUCGCGCAGGCUAGCGACCAAACAGGCUUCUCAUCGCAAGGUCGACUUAAUUUGCCUGAAUGGAUUUGAAUCAUGUAAUAAAUUCACAUGGGGAAAAAUGAUUGACAUAUGCUGUGUCGAAAGUGGCAUCAAAUAUCACUCACUCUCCUAUUGGUCCAUUGUCGUGAUGUCAGUUGUGGAAUUGUUUUUGUCCGUUCAAAAAUGUGUCCGGAAAGAUUUUUCAUUUCGAAUGAUACGUCUCACAAAAUGAUUUUUUGGCCACAGACUGAAUAGCUAGACCUGCCUCAGUACAAGAGUCCAUCAUUUGCUCUGACAGCAGAAGGGUGAUUUUGUAUGUGAUUUAAAUCCUGAAGUGUAACGAUUUUAACAGUUCCUUCUCUUUUCAGUUAUAUUCUGACGCAGAGACCAGCUUUGCUCAGGUGUUAAAACUUGAUAAGCACUGUGAAGAUGCUAUGUUUGAACUGGCAAGAGUGCGAGUCCAGCAAUUGGAGGUAUGCGCUUUGCUUUAUCAUGAUAGGGCAUAAGAGGUUCAGGGCAUACUUCUUGCAGCUUUUCCUCGUGCAGUUUUUAAAUUUUUCAUUAAUUUUACAUCCAGUGCAUACAUAUCAGAUGGUAACAUGCUCAAUCCAGUGCUAGUGUUUCCACAUACAGGUACUGCUCGUAAAAUCUGUAGCCAUUCCUUGGUCUUAAGUGUAAGUGGUCAAGUUGCCCGAAAGGCUUCUCACCUGAAGCUGUAUGAUGCCCGAAACUAGAGUUACGUCGCCCAACAUUUAAAGAUAUGUUGUUCGAAAUUUUAUCGGGCAUAAUACACAGAAAGGUUAUGUGAAAUAAAUCAGUGUGUAUAAUGUAUCUCGUUCUUUAAGCCAUGAUGAGACAAAAUAAGUGCCAUUAAUGAUGUUGGAAUGUUGGUGAGCGUGAUAAAUUUGGGGUGACAUAACUCAAUAUUUUGGGCGACUUUACUAUUCAUUUCGGGCGAAUUGUUCGUAAACCGUCUCGAGCUAUUCUCACUGCUUCAUCGAGCUCUCUUCAUUCAGCUAGUUCUUUCAUUUGCAAGUUUUUUUUUUGGCUAUACUAGUUUAUCACUUACACCUAUCUUUAACUCCUGAAUAUCUCUACAAGUAACUUAGUCUGCAUUGUUUAAAUUUCUCAUCUGUGACUACGUAGGAGAUGGGAUUCCCUCAGAGCCAAAGUGAGGCGGCAAUUCAGGCAUUUGGUACAGUUCAGGCAGCUCUCGAAGCGCUUUUAGCUGGAAAAGUCAGCUCACCUGCAACAGCAGAAAUAUAUGUAUCUGAUGGAGAGGAUGAGCAUCAAAAACAACAUCCCAGGUAACUUGCUAACCAAGACUGUGUUCGGUUUGCGCUUAAAUCCUCCUAAAUCCUAAGUCCUUGAAUUUUCUUCAAGUUUGGAUUUAGUGGCCUGGAAAGUGUUUUUUGAUGCUUUUUGCUUGUCCAAGACUGAAAAUGAAUCAUAGCUCAGAGAAUUUUAAAGGUUAUUUACAGAAAGUGCUCAAUGUUUUAUGCAAUAAUUAACUAACAACUUAAGACAAGUGAACUGAAAAAUGUAGAGAAGUUGGUGAAGCAAACAGUUCAAGCCUUAAAGCUUUAUUAGAAUAGACUGAGAAUGUGCAUUUUUGUACAAUCUGUGAAACAAUAUUGCUAGUAGGUGGUCCUUGAAAAUCUAAUGUGGUCCUUGAAAAAUGGUUUCCAUUUUUUUGCAUGAACCCUUGCAAUUUACUUAAAAUUGAUAUAAUACAACUGAAUAUCUUACAAUCACAAUUAUAAAAGUAUAAAACUAGGAGGAAGUGGAACAAAAAGAAGAAAAAUUAAUAAUUUCAAACUUCGAUAUCGUGACAUUAGUCAUAAGCAAUCUUAAACAUGGUUCGCACGGGCCUGGAAUACUCCUUGAAAAACUGUUAGGUCCUUGAAAACUCCUUGAAAAUGAUUUUCUCCUUGAAAACUCCUUGAAUUUGAAGAAGCAGUGCUUGAAUUUUAUGCAAAAGUCCUUGAUUAUUGAGGAUACAGCAAAAUAAGUUAAUUUUGACAUCAAAAGACUGAAAAUAUUGCGUUAACAUCUAACAUCAGUUGAGAAACGCAUUUAUCGUCUCAAAAACGGCGAAGCUUUUUAUAGCAGGACAAUUCAGUGGUUCUUAUUCAAAGUAUCUAAGUAACCGCAUCUUCAAUGGGGUUUCCUAGGUGUAUUUUACAGCCCCCCUCUAAGCAAAUUAAACCACGAGGGAAAUGUAGCUCAAAUCUAAAAGUGUGAAAUUUAUUCGACUCUGGUCCUGUUUAUUGUGUCUUAAAUGAAUUCAAAAGGUAAAAGAGGAGACUGCAUUUACAAUCGGCGGUGGGAACUUGAUGAAGUCAAAAAGAAGAAGAAGAGAAUUGAUGCUGAAAUAAAGUCACUCAAUGACACAGCCGAUGAACUUUGUACCAAAGCAGAGGCUACUGCUAAGUUAACAUUUGUCACUCAGGCGAAUGCUUUGAGGCGAUCUGCAAAGGACAAACUUAAUGAUCUUGUUUCCUUAGACGAAAAAUUAAGUUCCAUGCUGGAAAAGCUGAAGGAAUGAUUCUAUACAAUCCUAUCCUUUGGUUGUACCACAUUAUUUGUUCUUACAGGAAUUGCUUUUUUGGAGUGACUGUAGAAAAAAUGUGAUAUCGUGCCUGUGGAAAUGGACUCCUUGAAUAUUAUUAAAAGUCCUUGAAAAGUCCUGGAAAAGUCCUUGAAUAAAAGGUCAUCAAACCUGUAUGAACCAUGUUAAAAAGAUGGGUUUUGAGAUGGCACUUAUUAACAUGUGUCUUGGCGCGGAACUCCCGCGGCAAAGCAUUCCAGUGCUUUGGAGCUGUGACUUGGAAAGAUCUGUCGUCUAGAGUUACCCUAGUCUUAACGGAGGGCGUGGCCAACAGUAUUCCACUAAUACUUCUAAGAUUGUAUGCACCUUGCGCUUUGAGUGAGACCAGCUCCCUUGUGUACUCAGGGGCGAUAGUAACGCAUGGGAUAUCGAUAUUCAGUGUCGGAUAUUUACGUAGGCAUUGUACGCAGGACACUUGGCAGCUUGGUAUAGUGUCCAGAAAAGCUGUGUUAGUCAAACCCCGUCAAUACGGACACUGAGGAGGAAAUUUGAGGGUUUACUUCCCCCAGGGACAAGGAAAACUGCCCGUAAUAACGAGGUGUCCGUAUUAAGCGGGUGUCCGUAAAGCGGGGUUCGAUUUUAUAGAGAAAAGAUUCAUAUGAAAAGAUUUACAUGUGUAUACAUUUACUUGAUUCAGCUGAUGCAGAACUACUGUGUAGACAUGUAUGUAUAUUCCAAGGGGAUUUUAUUCGUCCCAGAUUGUAACUAAGUUUUGGUUUUCAUUUCUUCAGAUUAAGUGAAAGUAGUAGCAGUGAUGGCUCGUGUCGUUCGCUGUGGGUCGGCAACGUUAACCCUGAACUCGUCAGUGAGAGGCAUUUACUACAGCUUUUUAGCAGAUGCGGCCAUGUCGAUAAUGUACGGAUCCUUCCUAAGAGGUUUUGUGCAUUUGUCAACUUCGAAAAAGCUGAUUCGGCUGCUAUAGCACUUGAAAAAUUACAGGUACAUGUUACAUUGAAAUUCCACCUUUCGACAAUUAAAGCUUAGAGGAUUUUUCUGCGUUGUGUAUUUUUUUUUCAUUUUGGUCUAAAGGUAUUUUUCCAGUGCAAUGUAAGAAGGAUAAGCUUAGCUUAGGAAAAAAAACACUUUUUCUGCAACUGCGCCCUUCCCUUUUUUUGGAUGAAUCUAAAUUCAGAUUUCUGAAAUCAAAAAAGGGAUGUGCGUUUUGGAGGGUUAAGUCAAAUCCAUACGAUCACUGAGAUUCACCACCAGAGCGGUUUUGGGAAAGGACUUGAAGAAAAAAUGUUUUUGACAAACGGUUUUCCGUUCAAAAAUUUUAUACCAUAUUUGACCUUUUUACUGAACCGUAUCAGUGGAGGCGCCAUUAUGCAGAUUUAGCAAAGAAAACGCGAGGUGUUAACCGUUUCUUAUCCCUUUGUAGGGCCACGAGCUUGGAGGUGAAGCUUUACUUCUGAGGUAUCCUAACAACACAGGCUCACCAGGCAGUCAAUUCGUCUUUAAUAAUACCAUCCCUGUGCCUCCUCUGAAAAAGAAACAACAGGAUGUGUAAGUUGUGUUAAGUUUAGAAAGUUUAAGAUAUCACCACGGCGACAGCUACGAGAACGUCACGAAAGGGAUAGGCUUUUAAGAAAAACAACACUCUGGACGAGCAUCAUACUUUCCAGCACAUUUCUUUACCGUCACUGUACAACAACCACGAUGUGAAACGUCCUAAUUUGUGGAGGACUUUAGCGGAGGACGACCAAUUUUUCGUCCUCUUUCUGAACUUUAAUUCAGGCCACUAAGAAUUCAGCUGUUAUUCGAGGAGAAUUUCUAGAGACUGAAUAAUCGUGAUAAAUAUUGAAGGAACGCGAAUCCACUUAAUCGGUGCAGUUUUCGAUGCCUUCGUCGCCCUUUACCUUAAACUGAUAUUUGUUUAACCUCAGUUAUGCCAUGACCAACAUGAACGCCAUCCUGAAUUGACGAAAACUGCGCAUACGCUAACCGUUCUAGUCCACCGGCAGACCGAAACCGGGUGGUCGUUUCGCGUUUACAUGAUACCGUUACGACAUUUCAUACGAGAGUGAAAUUCUCUCUCCAGUACAACAACCGGGGGUGAACUCACGCCGGUGUGACUCGCGCCGGCAUGACAUUUUGUGGCAGUAUAAUGUAAACAAAUACAGAGCCUCGAGAGGGAACUGGAGUGAACUCGCGUCUGCGCGAAAGUCGCUCCGGUGUCCUGUAAACAUCCCCCACAUUGCAUACAAGGUGAAUUUACCAAUUUUCUUUUUGUCCUCUUUUUUGUCUAGGGAUGCUAGAUUAACAGCAAGCAAACUCUCAGGUCCCGUAAAUGGAGACGAGUGUUAUUUCUGGCGUACAACAGGUUGUUACUUUGAGGACAAAUGUCGAUUCAGGCAUCUUCCGGCGAGUAAAGGCAUCGAUUUGAAAAAAGUAGAGGCAAAAUACGGAGGAAAGCUGCGAGUUACACCACCCGGAACCGACUCCGCAUAAUUCAUAUGAACUGUUUAAUAAGCGACCAUAAAAAGUGGGUUAGCCUUAUAAGGAAAAUCGUUAAACCACAAUAUUGUCAGAUGGAAC